Messenger RNA from Saccharomycodes ludwigii, 1197 nucleotides. It is a transcript of the gene REI1, whose product is annotated as Rei1p. Bases 1 to 1197 code for a protein of 398 amino acids. Gene Ontology annotation, biological process: ribosomal large subunit biogenesis. Gene Ontology annotation, cellular component: preribosome, large subunit precursor. Lineage: Eukaryota; Fungi; Ascomycota; Saccharomycetes; Saccharomycodales; Saccharomycodaceae. The record is from RefSeq and is a predicted model, not a curated record. The transcript has a single exon. Gene Ontology annotation, molecular function: zinc ion binding; nucleic acid binding.
AUGUCUUCCUAUACUUGUAAUUCAUGUUUAUUACAAUUUUCAACUUCUUUGGAUCAAAGAGAACAUAUGAAAGGCGACUGGCACAGAUAUAAUUUAAAAAGAAGAGUUGCCAGUCUACCACCAAUAACUGAACAUGUCUUCAAUGAAAAAGUUCAAAAGUUAACUACUAAAAAUGAGGAUGAAACUGUUAAUAGUACCAAAAAAUUAACCAAAAAAGAGUUAAGAAGAUUAGAAAAGGAAAAAUUAUUAGAAAAAAAGAAAAAAUUAUUGGAAAUAGCAAAAGAAAAUAUGCUAAAACAAAGUGGAAAACCAACUGAGAUUUCUGAUAAUAUUAAUGAAAAAUUAGAAACAUUAGAUAUUAAUACACCAAAGAUACAACAAGAAGAGGAAGAAGAAGAAGAAGAAGAAAAGGAAAAAGAAAAAAAUGUUACCGAGGAGGAGUUAAUGAACGAAAAAAUAUCUAACAAAGUUGAUAUCUUACUAGAACAAUGCUUGUUUUGCCAUAAUAAAACUUUUAAAACUUUUGAAAAUAACUUGGAACACAUGUUUAAAAGUCAUGGAUUUUAUAUUCCUGAACAAAAGUAUUUAAUUGACAAAGAAGGAUUAGUCAAAUAUUUAGGUGAAAAAAUUGGAUUGGGUAAUUUGUGCUUGUGCUGCUCUUACCAAGGUAGAUCUAUACAUGCAGUCAGAGCUCAUAUGCUCAGUAAAUAUCAUUGUAAGAUUCCUUAUGAAAAUGAAGAUGAAAAGUUGGAAAUUUCAGAAUUCUAUGAUUUCAGCAGUACUUACAAUGAUUUUAACAAUGCUACCACCGAAGAAAAUGACGAUGAGGAAGAAUGGGAAGAUGUUGAUUCUGGAGAAGAAGAAGAAGAAGGAGAAGAUAAUACAGAGGAUAUAUCUCAAGAAUAUUUAUACAAUGAUGGCUAUAACUUACACCUACCAACAGGAAUAAAAGUGGGACAUAGAUCAUUACAACGUUAUUAUAAACAAGUUGAAAAGCCAGAGCAAGUUUUAACUGAGGGACAAGGCACUGUUAUUGCUGCAGAAACAAGACAUUUUGCCAAUAUCUUUGAUAGGCAACAAAUAGCAACAAAUAAAAGAGUGUGGCAAUCACAAGUUAAAGAUAUGAAAAGAAAUGAUAAAAGAAGUGCUAAAUUCAUUAAUAACCAAACCCACUACAGGGACCAACUAUUACAAUAG